AUGGGAAACAGUAUCUUUGCAAAUUGCUGCAGACACGUCACUGAUCUCAUCUUCCAGACACACAGCUUUAAUUCGGCUGAGAGGGCCCCUCUCUUACCCAAAUCUCCCGCUAGUUGCACUGCAUCUCCUGAUGUCUCCCUCCCUGUUCAAAUGAAGUUAGGUGUCUCGGAAGCUUGCAAGUGCGUGCUGCUGUAUCCGGACAUUAUUCUCAGCAAUGCAUCGAAUGAAAGUCUGCAAAAAUGGCCAGAACAUGUUCAAGGCUUACCCCAGGAGAAGGGCAGUGAAGAAAUGAUGAAGGCCUGUGAAAACAGCUGCUCGAAACUCAGCAUUGCUGUUGCUGGCUUAAUAAAGCAGGCAGAGGCAUCUUCUGCUCUGGCUGUCCUUCCUGGUGACCUUGAGAAAGGAUCAGCUACACAGUUAAAUCAUUCUCAGUCACUUGAGGCCUGCCAGAAUUGCGGGACACUUGAGGCCAAUGGCCUAGACUCUGAAUCGUGCAACCAGGAAGAGCCUGUGGUACCAGCUGACACACGAGCUGCAGCCCACAGAAUGCCUAUUGUUGAUUGGCAGCAAAACCGGGACCUCUCUAAGAGGGGAAAAGCCUCCAAUUUGGAACCAUCGUUAGCAGAUCCGGGUGCCCAGUUAAAACACAAAACUAAUGCUUCUAACUUGGGGAGCUGUGAACCGGCUGAAACGCCUGACUCUAACCACUCUGUAGAGGCAGAGAAAAGCCAGAAUAUCCAAGCGAUGGUCUUGUCUGUCAUUACGGAUGAGAAUACACAUAUGAUCCAGGAUAAAAGCACUUGUUACUUACUGACCAAUCCUGCAAUUGGCCUAGAUGGCGAGUUAAACCUUGAUCCUGAUCGUGAAGUGAGCAUCCUGCCAUCAAAGCAGAAGAAAAGGCGGAGGAAAAGGAAGCUUUGUUUUUUAGAACACCCGUCUGGCAUGGCUUUAAUGAACGGGGACGGCUCUUACGAGCACCUCAAGGAGGAGAGCAGGCAGAACGGCCACGAGGAGGUUGACCCAGGGGAUGAUGCGAACGACCAGGAAGUUAUCGUCAUACAGGACACCGGCUUCACCGUCAAGAUUUACGCUCCAGGAAUAGAACCUUUUUCCCUGCAGGUCUCUCCCCAAGAGAUGGUGCAGGAGAUCCACCAAGUGCUGAUGGACAGAGAGGACACCUGCCACCGAACCUGCUUCUCUCUGCAGCUGGAUGGGAACGUCCUGGAUAACUUUGCGGAGCUGAAAACCAUUGAAGGGCUGCAGGAGGGGUCGGUGCUGAAAGUGGUUGAAGAGCCCUACACGGUACGGGAAGCCAGGAUACACGUGCGUCACAUUCGGGACCUUCUGAAGAGCCUUGACCCGUCCGAUGCUUUCAAUGGCGUGGACUGCAAUUCGCUCUCAUUCCUGAGCAUCUUCACGGAAGGAGACCUAGGAGACAGUGGGAAACGGAAGAAGAAAGGUACUGAAAUGGAACAAAUUGACUGCACCCCUCCUGAACAUAUCCUGCCAGGUGGCAAAGAGAGACCCCUCUGUGCCCUCCAGCCCCAGAACAGAGACUGGAAGCCUUUGCAGUGCCUAAAAGUCUUGACCAUGAGCGGCUGGAACCCCCCACCUGGCAACCGGAAAAUGCACGGAGACCUCAUGUAUCUGUACAUCAUCACUGUGGAGGAUCGACACGUUAGUAUCACUGCGUCCACCAGAGGAUUUUACCUGAAUCAGUCGACAGCAUAUAACUUUAAUCCUAAACCUGCCAAUCCGAGUUUUCUCAGUCAUUCCCUGGUGGAACUUCUUAACCAGAUCAGCCCGACCUUCAAAAGAAAUUUCUCAGCUCUGCAGAAGAAACGGGUUCAGAGGCAUCCCUUUGAAAGGAUAGCCACCCCCUUCCAGGUAUACAGUUGGACGGCACCGCAGGCAGAGCACGCCAUGGACUGUGUGAGGGCGGAAGAUGCUUAUACUUCAAGGCUGGGCUAUGAAGAGCACAUACCUGGACAGACCCGAGACUGGAACGAGGAGUUGCAAACCACACGAGAGCUACCCCGCAAGAAUCUGCCAGAGAGGCUGCUGAGAGAACGAGCCAUUUUCAAGGUCCACAGCGACUUCACGGCGGCCGCUACCAGAGGAGCCAUGGCCGUCAUCGACGGCAACGUCAUGGCCAUCAAUCCCAGCGAGGAGACCAAGAUGCAGAUGUUCAUCUGGAACAACAUUUUCUUCAGCCUGGGCUUCGACGUCCGCGACCACUACAAGGACUUCGGGGGGGACGUCGCCGCCUACGUGGCGCCCACCAACGACCUCAACGGGGUGCGGACCUAUAACGCGGUGGACGUUGAGGGGCUGUACACGUUGGGGACCGUGGUGGUGGAUUACCGGGGUUACCGGGUCACGGCACAGUCCAUCAUUCCAGGGAUCUUGGAACGAGAGCAGGAGCAGAGCGUCAUCUACGGGUCGAUAGACUUCGGCAAGACCGUCGUCUCUCACCCCAAGUACCUGGAGCUGCUGGAGAAGACCAGCCGGCCCCUCAAGAUCCAGAAGCACAAAGUUCUGAAUGACAAGAACGAGGAGGUAGAGCUGUGCUCCUCCGUGGAGUGCAAAGGCAUCAUUGGCAACGAUGGACGCCACUAUAUCCUCGACCUGCUCCGCACCUUCCCCCCCGACCUGAACUUUUUGCCCGUCGAAGGGGAGGAGAUGCCGGAAGAAUGUAAGAAAAUGGGAUUUCCCAAGCAGCACAGGCACAAGCUUUGCUGUCUCAGGCAGGAGCUGGUGGACGCCUUUGUAGAGCACAGAUAUCUCUUGUUCAUGAAGCUGGCUGCUCUGCAGCUGAUGCAGCAGAAGGCCAACAAGCUGGAGAACUCGGGCUCGCUGGAAAAUGGGGUCUCCACAGAGAAUGGAACGGGGGGAAGCGAGAAAUCGGAAUCCGAUGAUGGUAAAAUAGAGGAGAACGUGACUGGAUUAGAUCAGGUUAAAGACCUGGCAGAGACCAUUGCAUCUGAUGACGGAACAGUGGAUCCCAAAAGCAAAGAGGUGAUUCAAAAUGCCUGCAAAGCCGUGGGCUCCAUCAGCGACACGUCCUUUGACAUUCGGUUUAACCCAGAUAUCUUCUCACCAGGUGUUCGUUUCCCUGAGUCCAGCAAAGAGGAAAUGCAGGAUCAGAAGCAGUUAUUAAAGGAUGCCGCUGCUUUCUUACUGUCAUGCCAAAUCCCAGGCUUGGUGAAAGACUGCCUUGACCACACCGUGCUCCCGAUGGACGGCGCUACGUUAGCAGAGGCCAUGCACCAGAGGGGCAUCAACAUGCGCUACCUAGGCAAAGUCGUCGACUUCAUCGCCAAGACCCCCGCCCGCCCACAGCUGGAUCACGUCUACAAAAUUGGAAUCAGCGAAUUGAUCACUCGAUCAGCCAAACACAUCUUCAAGACAUACCUUCAGGGCGUGGAGUUGUCUGGCUUAUCGGCAGCCAUCAGUCACUUCCUCAAUUGCUUCCUAAGCUCCUUCCUGAAUCCAGUUGCCCAUCUCCCUGCUGAUGAGCUGGUCUCUAAGAAGAAGAAUAAGAAAAGGAAAAACAGGAACCUUGGAAAUGCUGAUAACACUGCCUGGGCCAGCAUGACCCCUCAGGAGCUUUGGAAGAAUAUCUGUUCUGAGGCAAAGAACUACUUUGAUUUUCAUCUUGAAUGUGAGAAUGUUGACCAAGCAGCGGAGGUGUGUAACCUCCAGAAAAUCACCCUCCUACGUGAGAUCUCCCUCAAAACUGGAAUCCAGAUCCUGUUGAAAGAGUAUAACUUUGAUAACCGGCACAAACCCACCUUCACAGAGGAGGAUAUUCUCAACAUCUUCCCGGUCGUGAAGCACGUAAACCCCAAAGCUUCGGAUGCUUUCCACUUCUUCCAGAGUGGGCAAGCAAAGGUCCAGCAAGGUUUCUUGAAGGAGGGCUGUGAGCUCAUCAAUGAAGCCUUAAACUUGUUUAACAAUGUGUACGGUGCUAUGCACGUGGAAAUCUGUGCCUGCCUUCGGCUGCUGGCUCGCCUCAACUAUAUCAUGGGAGACUACUCAGAGGCCUUAAGUAAUCAACAGAAAGCGGUGCUAAUGAGCGAGAGGGUCCUGGGCAUUGAGCAUCCCAACACAAUCCAAGAAUACAUGCACCUUGCUUUGUAUUGCUUUGCCAACAGCCAACUCUCCACAGCAUUAAACUUGCUGUACCGCGCACGCUACCUCAUGCUGUUGGUAUUUGGAGAAGACCACCCAGAAAUGGCACUCUUAGACAACAACAUUGGUUUGGUGCUUCACGGGGUUAUGGAAUACGACCUGUCCCUCCGAUUCCUGGAGAAUGCUCUGACUAUCAACUCCAAGUAUCACGGCUCCAAGUCUCUGAAGGUUGCACUGAGCCAUCACUUGGUAGCCCGAGUGUACGAGAGUAAAGCAGAAUUCCGAUCAGCUCUACAGCAUGAAAAGGAAGGCUACACAAUCUACAAAAAUCAGCUUGGAGAACACCACGAAAAGACCAAAGAAAGCUCUGAGUACUUGAAAUACCUGACUCAGCAGGCAGUGGCUCUUCAACGCACAAUGAAUGAGAUCUACAAGAAUGGAUCCAAUGCUAACAUUAUGCCACUUAAGUUCACCGCUCCCAGUAUGGCGAGUGUGCUGGAGCAGCUCAACAUUAUCAAUGGAAUUCUCUUCAUUCCACUCAGCCAAAAGGACUUAGAGAACCUUAAAGCAGAGGUGCAGCGACGCCAGCAGCUCCAAGAGGCCGUGAAGAGCAGCGAACAGCUGGAAGCAGAAGACGCGGUCUCCGAGGAGAGAGAGGCUGAGCUAAGCAUGCCUUCUGCUGAGAUCCCCCCAGCACAGAGCUCUGCUUAAAGUGUACCUCGCUUUAAAAAAAAAUUAAACCCUCCCCUUUUUCUGAAUCUGAACCAGGGUCUUGGACUCCCCUGGGGCAGCUUCUCCUUUUUUUUUGACAAUGUUAUUGCACUGGUACAAUUAAUACACAAUGCAAAGAACUAAGUUGAGAACUAGAAUCUGACUGCGCUCGUGUCCGCCACGCGAAGGGGGAAAGGUGGCCAGGAUGCAGCAGCAUGCGAAAGAACAUCCUAGGUGAGCACAGCCAGUGGCUGUCACGGCCGGGGGUGCGUGUGUGUGUUUGUGUGUGUGUGCCACGCGUGCGUGUGUGUGUCAUCAGUCCAUUUCGACUUUGUACAUAUAUCUGAAUUCCAAAUGAAUGGUCUGGAGGUAGGACAUUUCUCAGGUCAUUUUAUGUUGACUAAGGGACACUGUUUUGCAAGAACACCCAUCCUCGUGCUCAGUUCUAGCUCGAAACCUGGAUAACGAUACCGUUUUAUUAGUUGCUGCUCUAAGGGGGGGGGGGGGGGGAGCAGCAGCCAUAUUGGUUUGUUUAACUGUUUGAAACCUGUGAAGAGUGAGGGGAAAGGUACUGCUUUUUGCUACAUUAGGAUAUAGCCAUUUGGGUCCUGUAGCCUCUCUUUUGUUGUUCAGGUCCGAGUGGCCAUGGGAUUUUCAUACCGUUUACAUUCUGAUUUCAUGAUCCAUAGGUCAUUGUGCAGCCCCUGUGCUCUCUGCUUGACCCUGAGUAACUUAGGAAAUUGCAUCCAAAGAGUAAGGGUUUAAAAUAAAAUUUAAAAAAAAAGUACCUGUCAUUUAAUCCAUUUACAAUGGAAAAUCCCAGUGCCUCUCCUAGAUCAGUGUUCGCAUUAAAGUGGACUGUACAAAUGAAAUUCACAGAAGGGUUAAACCUGGCCUCUGUUGGAAUAGCUUGGGGGAGGGGAGUUUGCCCUUCUUCCAGCAGCCGCUUUAAUACAAAGCUGAAUGAGCAUCAGAAGUUAAUCAUCUUUUAAUUGUAAGGUAAUCGGCAAACUUCUACAGGUUUGAAUCAUGUGUCUUGACACAACUUAAAAUUACUAGGCAUUUUUCCCUUUGGCUGAAAGAAUAUUAAAAAUCCCAUAGCACUUAACGCUAGGGAUAAUGUCUUGUUUUGGGUUUGGGGUUUUUUUUGCAUGCUGGGUUGAGAUCGCUCCCAGCAGAACUUCCAUUGCAGGCAAUGGAUGUUACUGACAUGGCAGAUGCCAAUGAAUGAACAAUAUUGACUUUUCCUUCUCGCUUCUGCCUGCCCCCCUUAAAUACAGCAUGCUUCCUGCCGGUGCAGUCCCAAGGCAAAUACCUGCUGCAGGUCAUGGUAUGCCGACAGAGUUGAAUGUCCUUUUCCAAGUAAAUGAAGACCUACAGUGAGAUAUGAUUGCUAGUCCAAAACCAUAUUGUGCUGUCCAAGGAGUCCGGUCUCUUUGUCAGCAACAGUACUAUGCUAAUUUGCAUUGCUUUUUUGAUGACCUUCUGGGAAACCAACUGCUAUCACUGUGCUCUUUACCCUUGGUUUCUUGUACUGCAUACUGGGGAUUUGUAACUUUGGGGUGGAGGGGGAGGUAAUGUACAAAGCAGGAGGCAUCUCUGAUCCAAAAGAACUUGCUCUCCCUGAAAAACAUUCAAUAAAUGACUACAACGCAUCUUUCACACAAGGGUUUUUUGGUAAUGUCUUCCAGCCCUAGUCCAUUAAUUAAAUCUCUUUUAAAUAAAAUAAAAAUGUGCAAAGUA
This is a messenger RNA of Terrapene triunguis (Three-toed box turtle), 6588 nucleotides long. It is a transcript of the gene CLUH, whose product is annotated as clustered mitochondria homolog. Gene Ontology annotation, biological process: intracellular distribution of mitochondria. Gene Ontology annotation, cellular component: cytoplasm. Lineage: Eukaryota; Metazoa; Chordata; Testudines; Emydidae. Bases 1 to 4845 code for a protein of 1614 amino acids. The record is from RefSeq and is a predicted model, not a curated record. The transcript is spliced from 26 exons. Gene Ontology annotation, molecular function: protein binding; mRNA binding.